AGAACAACUUUUUAUCCGCAGGCAGAUCGCAGAUCGACCAUCUCUUGCAUGUGCCACGGAAUCUUCCACUGCAUGCGAUAUCCUGCGCUUGGAGAGUCUCUUUGCCAGGCACAUCAAAUCUGGCAGACAAGUCCACAACGACUGCCAUCUUUGUGCGGGCUCGCGCUGAAGCCUGACGCUCAGGCAAAAUGAGCGAUUCUUCAGAAGACGAUCAGCCCUUCAAUCUUCGCGACUACGACGACGACGAAUCUGACGACGAGCGACCACAUAAGAGACGGAAGACGACAAAGAUUUUGCGCAGCCGUGGGCUUGGGUUCGUCAAAUCUACCGGCCAAGAAGAGGGGCAGGACGGUGCAAGAGACGGGGAAGCUGAAGAUGAGGAACCAUACAUUGAUGACGAAAGACCCUCUAUGGGCAUGGGUAUGGGCCUGGGAAUGGGCGCUGGUAUGAGUGGAUUUCGGAGCUCCUUCAACAUAGGCGAAUACAACGACGAGGAAGCAGGGGCAGAAAGAGCCACUCCGCCGCCGGACAUGUCUCCCCAAAGGCAAUCAGACAAGACUCGCCGUAUGGGCCCUUCAGUGUUUGGUGCCGGCGGACGGAUGAACAAAAAUUCCUUUGCGGCGCGAAUGAUGGCAAAACAAGGCUAUGUUGAAGGCCAAGGUCUAGGAAAAUCAGGGCAGGGGAUAACAGCACCUAUCCAGGCCAAAGUGCUGCAAAGUCGGGCUGGCCUGGGUCAAGGAACCGGGACACCCGAACCUCCUCACAGGAAACAAGACGCAGGAAAGGAAAAGACGUCUUCCAAAGCGUCGACACCUGGCACAAGCACACCGCGGAUCAAGGCACCUCCCAAGGCCAAAUAUGCCGUCGCGGCAAUCGAGUCGAGGGGCCUCCACGUCCCUGAAGCCAUGAAGCAAAUCAUUGUCGAUGCAACUGGAGCCGAAACCAAGACCGUGACCUCCUUAUCAGGCUUCUCAACCCCUACCAGAGAAGCCUCGCCAUCACCGGCGCUCGAAGCCGCAAAAGCCACUUCCCGUAUAAGGCUCCAACUGCAGGCGUUUGCCGACGCCUGGGACUCAACAAAAGACCAAGAAAGUCAUCUGGAGCAGGAAGAAAUUCAGCUCGGCGCUGCAUUGGUAUUACAUGAAGAAGAGAUCCAACGCUACAACGACAUUAUCUCCGCAUUUGAACGGGUCACUGUGGACGACUCGAAUGAGUCUCGAGACUGGAACUCAUCCAUAUCCCGCCUCCAGGAGAUUCAAGUCCGCUCGUCGCACUAUAUUUCCGAGCUUUCGCUCCCCGAACUCACUGCUUCCUGCCUGGAAACACCUUUCCGGCGCGAAAUAGUUGAGUGGGAUCCUCUUUCUGACCCAACUCACCUCAUUGACUCGUUGAAGUCGAUCGACCAGCUUCUCGAGGUCGAAAAGUCAAGGUCCUCCCGCCACCGCAAACGCACGACCUACUUUGAGUCGUUGCUGCUGCUGCAUUGGUAUCCACGCAUACGCACGGCAUUGUCCAAAGAAUGGGACAUCUACGAUCCAGACCCGGCCUAUAAUCUGAUCGAGGCUUGGACGCCACUCCUCCCUCCUUUCCUAAUCUACAAGAUCCUGCAUGAAACCGUGAUUCCGCGGUUAAUCAAGGCUGUCAAACGAUUCCCCAAGACACUCGACUCUGGCACAUUCGGCGGGGAAAGAAGCAAGAAGUCUAGUCGGGCUCCAGAUAUGCACACCUGGCUCUUCGACUGGUGGACGCUCAUCUCGUCCGAGACGCUCGACCUCGAACGGUUCCCCGAGCUCAAAUCCCUCGUCAAGGCCAAAGUCGACGCCGACUCGUGGGCCCACUGGAAACCGCUGCUCGGGUCGAGGAAACCCAAACUGCUCCCGUCAGCCACCCCUGCCAAGCAACGUACCACCACCGCCGCUUCAGCUACCGCGGCUGGUCUCAGCGAAGCCAUGGAGGAGAUGACGUUCAGAUCGCUCGUCGAGGAAUGGUGCUCGGAGCACAACCUCCUUCUGCAGACCUCGCACAAGUCCGACGCCUUUGGGCGGCUGCUGUACAGGCUGCAAGAUGCCGAGAGACGGAAUCGCGGGAUCCUGGUAUAUUUGCAGGACGACGUCGUGUUUGGGGCCGAAGACGGAGAGCCGUACGCGUUGGACGAGCGGUUGAUCGCCAAGGCCCGCGGAAAGUAACAAAACAAAGCCGUGGACUUGGAAAGGACGAACCAUCCAUCAACCCCGAGGGAGAAGGUCAGAUGCCAGGGAGUUUGCGUCCAUGGACGGGCUCUCGAGGGAGGGCUGUCUCCGUACGCGUAUCUGACGAGAACACACACAGCUGUGCACAUCAAUCAUAGCCCCAGGAAUUUGGAGAGCGAAGACAAAAAGAUCGCUUUAUCUCUGUUGUUGGAAUGCAAACCGCAAAGCGCGCUUCCCAGAUUUGAACCCCCCCCCUUGGUCUAGUAAGUAGUAGUAGCUAGGUAUGUGGAUAGAUACUCCGUACAUUUCGAAGAAUUCCCGCGCCAGCCCAGGCCACGACAACGACAACGACAACGACAACGGUGAUCCAACUCAACUCAAACUCAACUCGCUUCUUUCCCAAGCAGAGCUCGCGCCAGGCUGUGUGAUCCGAGAUAGAAAUAGCGGAGAAAGGGAGGUAGGUAGGUGUGUGUGUGUGUGUCCAGACGUGUGAAUUUAUGGCAGGCUGCAUGCAUAUCC
This is a messenger RNA of Cladophialophora immunda, 2708 nucleotides long. RefSeq lists its product as uncharacterized. Bases 189 to 2186 code for a protein of 665 amino acids. NCBI's taxonomy places the organism in Eukaryota, Fungi, Ascomycota, Eurotiomycetes, Chaetothyriales, Herpotrichiellaceae. The transcript has a single exon. Gene Ontology annotation, cellular component: U2-type post-mRNA release spliceosomal complex. Gene Ontology annotation, biological process: spliceosomal complex disassembly. The record is from RefSeq and is a predicted model, not a curated record. Gene Ontology annotation, molecular function: nucleic acid binding.